Molecule: messenger RNA, 4082 nt
Organism: Notolabrus celidotus (New Zealand spotty)
Lineage: Eukaryota; Metazoa; Chordata; Actinopteri; Labriformes; Labridae
Gene: grinab
Product: glutamate receptor, ionotropic, N-methyl D-aspartate-associated protein 1b (glutamate binding)
Exons: 9
Coding region: 206-1408 (400 amino acids)
Biological process (GO): negative regulation of apoptotic signaling pathway
Cellular component (GO): Golgi apparatus; membrane; endoplasmic reticulum
Source: RefSeq, a predicted model, not a curated record
CAUUACGCAUCCAGGGGGCGGUGACGCAAGAGUUAACGCAGUUUACUGGAAGUCAGGGGAAGAAGAAAAAAAUGCUCGAAGUGGGACAGAACCAGAACCAUCCAUAAUACCCAUCACAAACAUUUCAUCAGGGAUCCAGCUGGGAGUUACAACUUUGAUUGCGGACAAUUCCGGACGAUCUGUAAACCCCUGAUCUGAGAUAAAGAUGGCAACCGAGAAGACAGAUUACAAUCCCGUUCUGGGUGGACUCUCUCCACCAUCGCUCCCCGGACAGCCAGCGUUUCCUGUCGGGUUUGACAUGAAUAUGCCAGGCCCAAACAUGUAUGGAGCCCCAGCUGCUCCUGGUGGUUUCUCUGCUCCUGGUGGUUUCUCUGCUCCUGGUGGUUUCCCUGCGCCUGGUGGCCUACCUUUCCCUCCACCGACUGCCUUCGGACCGGGUGUUUCUGGUGUACCCGGUGGUCUACCUUUCCCUCCACCGACUGCCUUCGGACCGGGUGUUUCUGGUGUACCCGGUGCACCCGGUGGUCUGCCUUUUCCUCCACCAACUGCCUUUGGACAGCUACCUCCAGGAGCUUUCGGGGUGUCAAACCCACAAAGCGGUCCACCAGGAUAUGGUGACAAACCCUCCUCUUCACCGUACUCUCCACCAGACCAGGGCGGUAUUGGCAGCUACAGUGAUGAUGUCUACCACCAUGAGGAGGAACCACCACCCUUCCAUGAGAACCAAGAUUUUGAUUUUGGAUUAGACAACAAGAGCAUUAGGAGAGCCUUCAUUCGAAAGGUGUUCUUGGUCCUGACCGCUCAGCUGAUGGUGACAUUUGCCUUUGUGGCUGUUUUCACCUUUGUGGAUCAUGUCAAGCUCUUUGUCAAAAUGCACACCUGGACCUACUUUGUGUCCUACGGGAUAUUCUUUGUUUCGGUCUGUGUUAUCAGCUGCUGUGGAAGUGUUCGUCGAAGACAUCCUUGGAACCUGGUUGCAUUAUCCGUCCUGACUCUAGCCAUGUCCUACAUGGUGGGAAUGAUCGCCAGCUUCCAUGAAACUGAAAGUGUGGUCAUGGCCGUGGGCAUCACAGCAGUUGUGUGCUUCACUGUGGUCAUCUUCUCUCUGCAGACCAAGUAUGAUUUCACUUCCUGUUAUGGCGUGCUUUUCGUCUGCUUAAUUGUGCUGAUCCUCUUCGGCAUCCUCUGCAUCUUCAUCCGUGACAGAAUUCUGCACAUUGUGUAUGCUGGACUGGGAGCUCUGCUGUUCACUUGCUUCUUGGCAGUGGACACACAGCUGCUGCUUGGCAACAAGGAAAUGUCCCUGAGCCCAGAGGAAUACAUCUUUGCUGCUCUUAACUUGUACAUGGAUAUCAUCAACAUCUUUCUCUACAUUCUUUCCAUCAUUGGAAGGGCCAGGGGCAGUUAAACAGGAAGAACGCAAGAUUUGAUAUUUGAAGAAUUUCAUUUUCUUUGAGUUCAUGUUUAGAAGUGAGUUUCCAUAAUCUAUCUUGUCUUGUAGUGUGUUCCAAUCACAGAGUUUCAGAUAUGUUUUAUUCACGCUGUAAGUUUUUUUCUAAUAUUAUAUAAAUAGAUGUCUAUGUUGUGUUUUGAGGUUUUAUUUUAAUCCUGUGCUGUGGUAUAAGAAUCACUUUGAACAGUAUAAUGAACUUGGUAGCAGGUAUGGUUUCAUCAGUUUCACUUUGAGGGCUGUUGGGUUUUUCCAUGUAAGCUACGUCAGUAGAUGAGGACCUUUAUUCUCUAAACAAAUCAGAUAAGCUUGUAAGUGGACCUUGACUUUUUUUAAUCAAACUUCUAUCUUCAAGUUCAAGAUUUAUCUUUUAUGCUUAAACUGUAAGCCUGCUGUGAUAAGACAAGCUAACUGUGCACUAGAUGGAUCCCCAACAACUGCUGAACUUGAACAUCAACAAAUCCAUUGCCAUGAAAACAAAACAAAUGGCAUCAGCAGGGAAAGACAAUAAAGUAUAAACAAAAGCUAGACCUUUUUUGGACAUUUUUAUGAAGCUUCUUUUUUCAAGUUAAAGAGUAAUCUUUAAUAACGUUUUUUCUUAAAUUCCAUCUCUGUAGUUUGUAUUGAGUGCAAGAGUCCUUCCAAAACAUCUUUGUUAUUUUGUUGUGAUUUGAUUUGUGUUUCUUUUACUAAGAAAGCUUUGGUCAAUUGUUGCUCAGCUUUUUCAUUGGGAGCCUCAAAAUGGACCCUGAGCAAGCCGCCACUGCCUUGCUGUCAAAAAGCAAAGAGCUAGAGCAGGAAAAUAGUCAGUUGAGGUCGAAGCUGGUGAGGUCGAUGCUGGGUUUCAACGAGGAAAAAGCAGACCUGAACACCAGGACGCAGAACUUCAGGGAUGACACUUGUGAGGAAUUACCAGGUAUUGCAGUUUUUUUUUCUGCCACUAGAUGGCAGCCAGGCUGUGGUUAAAGUUAUAAGGACACUGGUAAAUGGAAUAUUAAUGGCCUUUUAAAGGAACUAUUCAAACACAGAACUAGUCCUUUAAUCAGGUCAGUUUCAUUGCUGUCUGAUUACAGAAGUAAUGUCUGCAUUUUGUUGUACUUUGUUGAUGUAUCUUUAUUCCUUUGAUAAAGACUUCUUCAGGUGUCAAGCCUUAUAAUGGACUAUUUGCAUUUCCAUGUCAUAGUUACAGUUAAUGGGAUGAAUCUGAUCAAGUUUCCAAGCAAUAACAUUUUAAAGAAACAUAUGUAAAUUACGAUCUACUUAAGAUCAGUCUGAAUUAAAUAACCUAUGAUUCUGUCAAAACAAGUCAAAAUGAUGUACAAUGCAUGAAGUAAAAUAACUCAAAAUCAGUCAAAAAUGAAACUUAUAACUGCAGAUAAGUUCUGUCUACUUAGGAUGUUAAGCAGAUCAUUUUUAUUGUAGCUUUGAUUUUGGUACAGAAAAAUCCCUUUGAGGACCAUAAGGUAUACAGACAGGUCACAGCAGUAAUAGAUCAGGGUUUUAUUGAAAAGCCUUAAAAGUAAGCAAAAAUAUAUUGAGACCCUGUUGUAAAUAACAGUCCUGUGCAGCUUCUGACCUAAAGCUCCUGUGAGGAUAUCUCUGAUUGUGUUGAUUUUGGUGUCCCCAAAUGUGAAUGCUGCUUAUCUUCUAGGCAUUAAAAAUGAUAAAACAGAUACUGUCAGUCUUUUUGUCUGUUUCAUAGCCAGUUACAAACCCCUCACAGGAGCUUUUAGAAAAAGAACUUGGCACAUUUUUUCAUAUUCUUGUUAGUAAUUGACUUUUCACUCCUUACCUCUGUGAGUUUUCACUGUGAGAAGAUAAACGUAUGUAAGUUAUUGUGUCUUUAAAGCAUCCACUCUGCUCUUCAUUGUUGAGGAUUAAAAAUAACUUCAUAUGUUUCAUCAGUUUGCUCAACCUCAGGAAGAACACCAACCUGCUCUUUUUGGCAAAAGACCUGUGAUGAGAGAAACUUCAGCAAAAACUUGCAGCUGUCAAAAGUCAAAAAUGAAGCCCGAACCUCGUCUCCCAUUGACUUCAAGUCUUUCCUCCUGAGCUCGAUGCACACUGACACCAGUGAGAAGGCAGAGUCUCGAAGCUGCCAGACAGAUGUUUCUCUGAAUGUUGAAGAUGAAUCCAGGAUCCUGGGAGAGGUUGCCUUCCAGCUGGACAGGAGGAUUCUCUCAUAUGUCUUUCAGGGCCGUAGGAGGCAUUAUGGUUUCACUCUGAUCAACAUACCAGACAAGAUCAGAGAGGUCAGCACACAUUCACUGACAGGGAAGGUAGAUGACGGCUAUCGGCUUUACCUCACUCAGAGGUAUACUGACCUCAUGGAGAGGUUGAGUCAGCUCGGGUUUAAAACAGCCCUUCACCCUUUCUUUACUGAAUUUAUUGUCAACACCUUUGGGAUCCUAAGAGAGAGGCCUGGUGUACACAGCAUAUGCAAUAAUCCAGACUUUCUGAUGAAGGCUAUAAUGACCAUAGCACCUAAAAAACUUCAGGAGGAUCUGAUGCUUGUGCUCGCCUGCCUUUGCGACAUGGCCCAGAAGGAUGGAGACCAUCUUCUUUUAUGGUAGAUGUAACUGUACUCCCCUCUGAAAGACUGCAGAGAAAUAAAGAGUGAGAAAAUACAACA